This is a messenger RNA of Branchiostoma floridae (Florida lancelet), 1937 nucleotides long. RefSeq names its product gastrula zinc finger protein XlCGF49.1-like. The transcript has a single exon. The record is from RefSeq and is a predicted model, not a curated record. Gene Ontology annotation, molecular function: DNA-binding transcription factor activity; RNA polymerase II cis-regulatory region sequence-specific DNA binding. NCBI's taxonomy places the organism in Eukaryota, Metazoa, Chordata, Leptocardii, Amphioxiformes, Branchiostomatidae. The coding region runs from base 31 to 864 and encodes 277 amino acids. Gene Ontology annotation, biological process: regulation of transcription by RNA polymerase II.
AUUUCCAUUCCUGCAGUGUCAGAGACCAACAUGGCGACCCCGGCUGUAUCUCAUCUGGAAAAAGAGAAGGGAAGUAAUGGACGUGGAGAGGAUCUUCCUCGUACCCACACGUGUGGCGAGUGCGACAAGGAGUUUCGUCAACCGAAUGACUUGAAAAGACACAUGCGUACUCACACUGGCGAGAAACCAUUUAGGUGUGAGGAUUGCGGCAAACAGUUUAGUGAGCUGAGUAAUUUGAAGAGGCAUAUGAGAACCCACACUGGUGAAAGACCGUAUAAGUGUGAUAAGUGUAACAAACGGUGUAGCGACAAGGGCAAUCUAAAGAGACACAUGCGGGUCCAUACUGAUGAGAAACCUCACAAAUGUGAGGAUUGUGGCAGACAGUUCAGUGAGCUGAGUAAUCUGAAGAAGCAUAUACGGACUCACACCGGUGAGAAACCUUAUAGGUGCGAUGAAUGCAGCAAACAGUUCAGUGAGCUGAGUAAUCUAAAGAGACAUAUGCAGGCUCAUACCGGUGAGAGGUCUUACAAAUGUGAGGAGUGCGGCAGACAGUUCAGUCAACUUGGUGAUCUAAAGAGCCACAUGCGGACCCACACCGGUGAGAAGCCCUAUAGGUGUGAAGAAUGCGGCAAACAGUUCAGUGUGCUGUGUAAUCUCAAACAGCAUAUGAAGACUCAUACUGGUGAGAAACCUUACAGAUGUGAGGAGUGCAGCAGACAAUUUAGUCGGUUGGGUCAGCUGCAGAUUCACAUGCGGACUCAUACCGGUGAGAAGCCCUAUAGGUGUAACGAAUGCGGCAAACAGUUUAGUCAUCAUAGUAAUCUGAAGAGACAUAUGAGGAACCACACAGCCUUACAGAUGUGAGGAAUACAGCAGGCAGUUUUGUGCACUGGGUAAUCUAAAUAAGGAUAUGUGGACUCACUCCUGCAAGAAACCUUUACAUUGUGAGCAUUGGAGACUGUGCAGCAGGCAGGGUAUUAAAAAACAAACACACCGGUGAAAAUGAUGCAGUUUAGCUUUCGUCAGUCAAACAUCUCCGGAGCCACAUGCGAACCCACAGCAAUGAAAGUCACAGCUACCGAUUUGACGGUUACUGACAAGUUUGGCAUCCGGAGAUAACGGAAGAGACAAGUAGGAGUAAGAGAAGCCACGAACCAAAGUUUGCUCCUGUAUAUGCUUUAGUCACUGAAGCAAGUUCGAUGCUUCCUUGUAGAAUUUGAUGACUGGACUAACAUUUAAGUAUACUCAGUCUGGUGAACUGAAAUUUGAAGACAUUUACGUAUAUUCGUAAUCUGUUGGCAUUCAGAUUCUCUUAGCUAAUGUGAACACUAGAUAGUUUAAUUUGCUGUUUUGUAGGGCUGUGUUUAGGAAUAGUGGUAGUUUUGACAUGUGGAAGGUUUCCACCAAAUCAACCAUUGAAAUGCAUUGAAAAGUUUAUGUACUUUUGCAUUUUUACAUUGUAGAUUGGAACUCAUUGUAUUCAGGUGGUUGGAAUAAUGUAGAUUUUAGAUAUUUGAGUAGCUACAUGUACAAAGUUUGGACUGUAACUGAGUAUGUAACAUGUACGUUUGUCUGUCAUUAAUUUACAAUUAACCUUCUUUGUAAGAUAUUGUCUAUGGAACAACAAGUUUGUUGGUGUUUUAAUGUUAGAUUACAUUAAACUCCCUUCUCUCUCUCUAUAUAUAUAUUUACACAUGUACAUAAAAGAGGCUGUUGAGACCGAUAAUUAGUAUGUAAAAACGAUACCUUCUGUCUGGUCAACCUUCUAAAAACUGUUGUCACUCUACAGAUUUUGUUAGUUUGUAAAUACGCCGUAACUUCAAAUUGAACUAAGCUCUGUCGAUGUUAGAAUUUCGCUGAAAUAGAAAAUGCGACAUGAUAUUGAUCAACGCAAUAUCUUAUAUAUCUUCAUUAAAAUGCAACAUGCCUGAAAAGUA